This is a messenger RNA of Capsella rubella, 579 nucleotides long. RefSeq lists its product as uncharacterized. Gene Ontology annotation, biological process: double fertilization forming a zygote and endosperm; regulation of protein localization to cell surface; regulation of double fertilization forming a zygote and endosperm. Lineage: Eukaryota; Viridiplantae; Streptophyta; Magnoliopsida; Brassicales; Brassicaceae. The coding region runs from base 230 to 514 and encodes 94 amino acids. The transcript has a single exon. Gene Ontology annotation, cellular component: vesicle; extracellular region. The record is from RefSeq and is a predicted model, not a curated record.
AUAUAAAUUUAUGAAAGUCAACUUCAAUUUAUGAGAUUUCUAAAAAAUCUAGUUGUAUUACUAAAAUAACAUGACUAAUAAAAAUUAAAGACUCACCAAAACUUUCAUAUGUAGUCUUCAAAAUCAACCAUUUUCUAUAAUAAGCCUAAAAACUCCUUUCACCACUUCUUAGAGAUCACAACAAUAUCUAUUAAAAAAACCUGUCCAAUUCUAGAUAAAAACAAAAAAUAUGGAAACGAAACAGAUGAAAGAGAUGUUCUUCUUUUCAACUCUGAUGGUGGCAUUGCUUUGUAGUCAUCAAUCCGAAGCUCAACCGCCGGUACCAAGUCCAGAUGAGUGCUUCUCCCCCAUCAAGAAGGUGAAAGGUUGUCUCGAUGCCGUGAAAGCUGUCACUGAAGGAGACUUUAAAGGUUUGGGUAAAGAUUGUUGCCAUGCCAUCAAUGGCCUCGCCGACGAUUGUUUAUCGAUCCUUUCCCCGGGGAAACCCUACAUUGGCCAUUGCAUUACUCGUUAGGGCUGCAUCUGAUAUUAGUUAAUUUAAUUAGUUGACCAAAUCAUUGUCUCCUUGUAUCGCAAGAC